Molecule: messenger RNA, 867 nt
Organism: Solanum tuberosum (potato)
Lineage: Eukaryota; Viridiplantae; Streptophyta; Magnoliopsida; Solanales; Solanaceae
Product: probable leucine-rich repeat receptor-like protein kinase At2g33170
Exons: 1
Coding region: 1-867 (288 amino acids)
Molecular function (GO): protein binding
Source: RefSeq, a predicted model, not a curated record
AUGGAGAAAGCCUACUCUUUCUUUCUUUCACUUCUACUCUUGCAUCUCUACUUGUUAGAAACAUGCAUUAGCAAAAACAUAGUAAUUAACACAGAUCAAUCAGUUCUACUUGCAUUGAAAGCCAGUUUUACUCUAAGCUCUUCUCAUCCCUUAACUCAAAAUUGGUCUUCUCAAGCUUCAGUUUGUGAUUGGAUUGGAGUCACUUGCGGUUCUCGUCACCAUAGGGUGAUUGCACUAAAUAUAUCCAACAUGAACAUUUUUGGAAACAAUAUUCCUCCACAUUUGGGAAACCUCUCUUUUCUCGUUUCUCUCGAUCUAAGCAAAAACUAUUUACAUGGAGACAUCCCGCAAGAUUUGUCUCGUUUAAAUCGAUUGAAGGUGAUGGAUCUCGGUUACAAUAAUUUCAGCGGAGAGAUUCCAAUGUGGUUCGGUUUCAAUUCUGGUUUUAUUUCAAAGUUAGAAACUCUGAGUGUGAGAAACAAUCUCCUUCAAGGCGGUAUCCCCAAGGAGAUUGGGAACCUUGAGAAUCUUAAGGACUUGAUUUUAUUCGAAAAUCAACUUACUGGCUCUAUUCCACUCUCCAUUUUCAACAUUUCCUCCUUGGAACUUUUAGGUCUCUCAGGUAAUCAAUUAACAGGGAGUCUUCCUGUAGAUAUAUGUCGCCGUCUUGGAAGAAUAAAGAGAAUAUCAUUAGUUUCAAACCAUUUGAGUGGUUACAUUCCAUCAGGUUUGUCUAACUGCACAGAAUUGUCCGAAUUGUCAUUGGCAUACAAUAACUUCAGUGGAAACAUUCCACCAGAAAUUAUCAACUUGGAGAGGCUUGAGCUCUUAAGCCUUGGGGGAAACAACUUGCAAGGUAUUUAUUAA